AUGAAGGGUUUGGUAGAUGAGCUGUUAAAGAUCAUGGCAAAAUCAUUAAAUAUAGAAGAAGAUGGUUUCAUGAAUCUGAUUGGGGAUGAACCCACCUUGGAAGCAAGGUUCAAUUUCUACCCAAAGUGCCCAAAACCAGAUUGGAUUUUAGGGGUUAAAGCUCAUGCAGAUUCAUCGGCACUCACCAUUCUCCUGCAAGACAAAGAAGUUGAAGGACUUCAAGUUUCAGGGAUGGCAACUGGUAUAUAUGCUUUAGUUUAUGAUAUAUCAUGGAAUUUCCGAUACUUGAAAGUGAUCAUCAAGUCGAAAGGAUCGGACCCUUGGGCAUUCUCCUAUUUCCACGGGCAAGGUGAGGCACCCCCAGCCUCUACGCUAUCUCUGGUGAACCCAGCAAGUGGCGUCCGCACAGGUGUAAUGUUCUCUGGACAAUCCCAGUUUGUUAAAUUUCUCGAGGUACAUGACAUUGACACUAUUGCCAGUGUCUACAAAUACUCUCCGGACGAUGGUCCGUUGAUGUCCACGGUGAUGACGAGGGCAUCGCGGUAUGGUGUUGGGCCGUUCGGGAGGUCUUCAUCAGAGAAGGUGAUGAUGUCCUCUGGCCUUUCUUGA
Messenger RNA from Ipomoea nil (Japanese morning glory), 609 nucleotides. RefSeq lists its product as uncharacterized. NCBI's taxonomy places the organism in Eukaryota, Viridiplantae, Streptophyta, Magnoliopsida, Solanales, Convolvulaceae. The record is from RefSeq and is a predicted model, not a curated record. The transcript is spliced from 3 exons. Bases 1 to 609 code for a protein of 202 amino acids.